AUGGUGCCGGCCAAUCAGCCAACUUGCGAUGCAUCGUCCGCCAAUGAGAUGAACAACGACAACACAUCAACACAUCAGUAUGCUGUUGCAGCUGGUAGUCAGCCUACGUCAACUUCGUCAAUCCCUCAGUAUCAACCAUGUCAAGUACAGGUGGUUAAUUUGGCUACUGAUCUUGAUACUGCAGUAAACAGUAAUGAUCAAAAAUCGUAUAUAUUGAUACCGAAUGCACAACAAACAUUUCAGCUCGGUGGAAAUUCUCUGCAGGUAUUACCUAGUAAUGUUCAAGUGAUCAAUUUGAAUGAUGUUGCGUCAUACAUCACUUUGCCGAGUUCACCCUCGAUAUCUGUUAGCGAGCAGAGUCAGCAACCUUCAACAUCUUCACCUAUCGUAAGCUCGCCGUUUCUUUUCACAGAUGCUAAGGGAAUUGAUAUCGCAAAUGUGGUUCAACUGCUAACAACACAGGGAACGUCGAAUAAUCCUCUUGUCACCAAACCUGAUGAAGAACCUCUUUAUGUUAAUGCCAAACAGUAUCAUAGAAUUAUAAAGAGAAGAGCAGCUCGAGCAAAACUGGAAAGCGAGGGUAGAAUUCCUAAAGAAAGGCGGAAAUAUCUUCAUGAGUCCAGACAUAAGCAUGCAUUAACGCGAGUGAGAGGUGAAGGAGGAAAGUUUGAUCGUGGUUCACGUAGUUCGCCAGUCCCAGAUUCAUCACAACAACAGCGGCUAACGGAGCAAAUACGCACAGUGUUUCGACCUGCUUACAUUGAUUGUGGACCGUCCAAAAAUUCAGAAUCGCCAAACAUGGAUCAUCGAUAA
Messenger RNA from Brugia malayi, 813 nucleotides. RefSeq lists its product as uncharacterized. The coding region runs from base 1 to 813 and encodes 270 amino acids. The transcript is spliced from 8 exons. Lineage: Eukaryota; Metazoa; Nematoda; Chromadorea; Rhabditida; Onchocercidae. Gene Ontology annotation, molecular function: RNA polymerase II cis-regulatory region sequence-specific DNA binding; DNA-binding transcription factor activity, RNA polymerase II-specific. Gene Ontology annotation, cellular component: CCAAT-binding factor complex. Gene Ontology annotation, biological process: regulation of transcription by RNA polymerase II. The record is from RefSeq and is a predicted model, not a curated record.